Messenger RNA from Rhodofomes roseus, 2111 nucleotides. Its product is annotated as cytochrome P450. The transcript is spliced from 14 exons. Bases 305 to 1933 code for a protein of 542 amino acids. Gene Ontology annotation, molecular function: monooxygenase activity; iron ion binding; heme binding. The record is from RefSeq and is a predicted model, not a curated record. NCBI's taxonomy places the organism in Eukaryota, Fungi, Basidiomycota, Agaricomycetes, Polyporales, Fomitopsidaceae.
CUGGCGCGCUGGCGGUCGGCGUAAGCUCUAAAGUCCAGAUUUCAAUUGUGCCCGGUCCUGGAGCCGGAAGCUUUUCACGCGUCUUUCGAGGUAUAGUCGAUUGUGUUCCUGGCGAUCCUCGUCCCAUUCCCUUUCGAAGAACCUAAUUCGACAUCUUCCACGCCCUCCGCUGAUUCUGGUUCAGCUUCUAGUUGCGUGGCGUGAUGUGGCCGUCCGAGUCUCGCUAGUCAAGUGCGGGCCAGACGCGGCAAUCAUAGAUCCGGGCGUAUCGCGCCUUCGAAGUCCGAGCCAGGGUAUAAAAGGAAUGUGGAAGUCAACUAGUGCGACUCAGUCGUCUGUCGGACUCGUCUGGCACCACAUAACUGGUAUGUAUCAGCUGUCGUCUUCCCCCACCUGGGUGUGGAUUGCGGUGCUAUGUGCCCUGGUCCCUAUUCUUUCUCGCAGUGGGUGGCUGGGUCGUGGCGGCCUGCGCAGGCUACCUCGCGGACCAAAGCCUCUGCCUAUCAUAGGGAACGUCCACCAAGUCCCCGCGGAGUACCAAGAGCGAACGUUUGCACAGUGGGCAAAGCAACAUGGGGACCUCGUAUAUGCGAAGAUGUUCAGCAAACCGUUCUUGAUCAUCAAUUCGCAGAAGGUCGCAAGAGACCUGCUCGACAAGAGGGGAAACAAGUAUUCAAGCCGACCGCGGAUGGUUAUGCUGAGUGAACUGCUGGGUUGGGGCCCGACCGCAGUCGUUCUCCCGUAUGAUAGCGAGAACCGUCGCAAGCAGCGCAGAUGGAUCCAGAGCGCUUUCGGUGACAAGGCGGCGACCCGACGGUUCGAAGGUCUGCAACAGAGGGAAAUAUAUGUCCUUCUCUCGGGCCUAAUUCAAGAACCUCAUGGCUUCGCACAACAUAUCAAGCGGUGCAUAUCGGCUUUGAUUCUGGAAAGCGUGUACGGCCACAGAGUAACGUCUUCAGACGACGAGUAUGUGAAUCUCAUCGAUCACGCCAUGGAGUUGACGACUGUCUUAACGCCUUCGGGCGGUACUCUUGUGGACUUCUUUCCUCUGUUGAAACACAUCCCUGCGUGGCUGCCCGGUAUGGACUGGAAGCGCAAGGCACAGGCUGCCAAUGCCGUGGUGACGGCCGCUACACUCAAGCCAUAUCACAUGGUCCGAAAUGCUGUUACUGCGGGCUCCGCGACACCAUCACUCAUGACUACACUUGUCGAAGAAGCAAUGAAGCAAGGAAACCUCGCGGAAGAAGAAACUGACAUCGUCGGCGCUUGCAGCGCAUUAUAUGCGGCCGGAACCGAUACUGCUAAAACAGCCCUGCUUACUUUCUUCCUGACCAUGGUCCUUCAUCCCGAUGUCUAUCGCAAGGCCCAAGAGGAGGUUGACCGGGUCAUCGGGAAUGACCGACUUCCGACGCUAGCAGACAGGGAAGCAUUGCCAUACGUCGAGUGCGUGCUGAAGGAAGUGUAUCGCUGGAAUACCCCUGUUCCACUUGGAAUCCCGCAUUAUCUGACAGAAGAGGAUGACUACCAGGGAUUCGACUUGCCCGGUGACACAACUGUUAUUGCUAACCUGUGGGCCAUGUCGCAUAGCGAAGAGGUUUACGGUGAUCCAGCCGCCUUCCGCCCAGAGCGGUUCCUCGACUCCAAGCUCUCAGCCUCCGACAUAGCCGAUCCAGCCAACAUCAUUUUCGGACAUGGACGAAGGAUUUGUCCAGGUCGCCUGUUCGCAGAUACUGCCGUCUUUCUAGCCAUCUCCAACAUCAUAGCCACCCUGGACAUCAAGAAGGCUCGCGAUGGACACGGAAGAGAGAUCACGCCGGAGGUUAGCUUCUUCCCUGGGCUCGUGAGUCAUCCUCGAGAAUUUGCGUGUUCUAUAACCCCACGCUCUGCCAAAGUACCGAGCCUUGUCGCGGAAACUAUGGUUUCGGUUUCUUGAGGCAUACCGGUCUUUGCUGUGAGAAAUGACUGAAAGUCGUGCGUUCCAGUCAAGCUUCCGAUACAUUGCAUCAUACCUACGAUUGCUCACAAGUUAAUCUUCUGAUUCAUGAUACCAUUAUAACUUUGCAACAAUGUAUAUCAUAAUUACAAACAGGGACGAGCUACUUUCAAACAAA